AUGUCAACGGCUAAUAACACAAAACGAUCCACUACCCUGCCUACAUCCAGGAAGGAUUUACACGCCUUGCAGUCUCUCAAACGCAUUGAUGAGAAUGAGGACACUAGCAGUCUGAGUCAUCUGCAUGAUCGGGCUGACAAUAUCCAAAGCAACAGUGACCAGCGCCACCCGCUUAAUACCGGCCACGGCUCCUUCCAAGCGGCAGAACUUCACAGCAAGUACCCCCACCUUAAUGUGAACAAGUCUCACUCGGCAGAAUCGAUACCUGCCAACAGAGGUCGUUUUCCGGUGAAGGUGGGUAGUUGUGACAGCGCUCGUGUGGAUGGGCAUACUUGGCCCAAAUACCAACCAUUCUGGGAGUCUGAUCAAGCUGGCCUUUCCAUCAUUGCACAUGACAAUUCAAUUGAUCAUAAAAUCGUGGCGAUAAAGAAGGCAAAGCAACAAGCCAACAAAAAGCAGCGUAGCCAGCUGCAUAGCGUCAAGCAUGACAAUAUUGUCCAGCUUCUGGAUGUGUUUUCAACAGACUCCUCGCUUUAUUUGGUAUAUGAGUCACUUGAAAUCUCCUUACACAAUGUCCAGGCGGCUUGUCGGGGAGAGCUUAAUGAAGUAGAGAUGUCAAUUGUUGGCAAAGAGGUACUGGGGGGGCUUAAUUACAUUCACAAUGAACUCGGCCUUGCCCACGAACAUGUGGAUUCCAAGAACAUUCUUCUCUCCUACAACACAUGCCGCAUAAAGCUAGGGGCUUUGUUGGUUGAUCUGAAGGAGCCUGGAACGAGCGGCCGCAAUCCCGGAACCUUGCAGCUGGCAAGACCCCAGGACGUCAGUGAUCUGUGUAAUGAAUUUAUCCAACAGUCUGCAACAUUAAGUGCAGAGGCACUCCUGAAAGAGUUGGCCGCAUGA
Molecule: messenger RNA, 900 nt
Organism: Aspergillus tanneri
Lineage: Eukaryota; Fungi; Ascomycota; Eurotiomycetes; Eurotiales; Aspergillaceae
Exons: 4
Coding region: 1-900 (299 amino acids)
Biological process (GO): intracellular signal transduction; protein phosphorylation
Cellular component (GO): cytoplasm; nucleus
Molecular function (GO): protein serine/threonine kinase activity; ATP binding
Source: RefSeq, a predicted model, not a curated record